Messenger RNA from Erythranthe guttata (spotted monkey flower), 2212 nucleotides. RefSeq names its product endoribonuclease YBEY, chloroplastic. Gene Ontology annotation, molecular function: metalloendopeptidase activity. The record is from RefSeq and is a predicted model, not a curated record. Gene Ontology annotation, biological process: rRNA processing. Lineage: Eukaryota; Viridiplantae; Streptophyta; Magnoliopsida; Lamiales; Phrymaceae.
GACUUCCGCCCUUAUGGUGGAAAUCGCAUUCAGUAUUGUAAUCGAUAGUAGUAAUUUUUAAAAAUAUAUCUGAUUUUUUUUUUUAUUCUGAGUAAAUUGGAAAAGGUAAAUCGGCGACUGAAUGCUCUCUCGCCUCUCCCCUCUCCUCCGCACUCUACCUCAACCUCCGCCCUCAUCCAUGGCGGCGCGUGUUCUUUCGCGCGCACUCCCCUCCGUCGUGGCUCUCCCUUCGAAGCUUCCGUCUCCGUCGCAUCCUCGUUGUUUUCACAUAGCGACGUCGUAUUCGGGGACUGUCUCUCUCUGCGGGAGGAGGAGAUUUAAUAGUAUUAACAAUUCGUGCAUCGCGCGACGAUUUGGGGGCAGAAAUGGCAGUGUUGUGAUGGCGGCGGCAGGGCGGGAGUACCGGAAGGUCAGGAGCAGAAGAGUGGCGGCCGCGAAGAAGAAUAAGGAGAAGGAGCUGGAGCUGAGUGUGAACAUUUGCCUCGAAGAACAAUUGCCCGAAGAUCCUGAAAUUAUGGAUAUUGCAGAAAUAAUGCGUCUUAAUGUUCCAAUGGCAAUGAAAUUAGUGUUCGAGCGCCUAAGUACUUCAGAACAUAAAACAAGAGAUACCACAAUAAACGAUGUUGGCUGUUUUGAGAGCAUUGAGCUAUCAGUACUUCUUUGCAAUGACGAGUUCAUUCGUAAACUUAACAAAGAGUGGAGAGGUGAAGAUCAUGCUACCGAUGUCCUGUCAAUGUCCCAACAUAUCCCUGAACUCAAACUCCCUAUUCUAAUGUUGGGUGACAUCGUAAUUUCUGUUGAGACAGCUGCACGACAAGCAAGCGAGAGAGGACACACUCUUAUCGACGAAAUACGCAUCCUCGUGGUUCAUGGGCUGCUACAUCUUUUAGGAUUUGAUCAUGAGUUAAGCGAUGAAGCAGAAGAAGAAAUGGAGAAUGAAGAGGAACUUAUGUUGAAAGGUCUUGAUUGGAAGGGGAAAGGACUGAUUCACAGUGCAUAUGAUGCUGGAACUAAUGAGACUCCACAUAAUGACCACUCAGAUGACAGGAAGAGAGAAGGCAGUCUCCGUUUCUACAGACCCAAAUUUGGCUACAUCUUCUGCGACAUGGAUGGUACACUGCUCAACAGCAAAAGUCAACUUUCUUUAUCAACUGCAGAAGCUCUAAAAGAAGCGUCAUCAAGGGGUCUAAAUGUAGUGAUAGCAACUGGAAAAACUCGUCCAGCUGUAAUGAAUAUUUUCAAGAUGGCAAACUUGGGCGGCAGAGAUGGCAUUGUUUCAGAGUCCUCUCCUGGGGUUUUUGUACAGGGACUGCUUGUUUAUGGCAGACAAGGUCGAGAAAUAUUUAGAAGGAAUUUGGAUCCUAGCGUCUGCAGAGAGGCACUUCUCUACUCACUUGAGCAUAAAAUUCCAAUUAUUGCCUUUAGUGAGGACAGAUGCUUGACAUUGUUCCAUCAUCCUCUCGUGGACUCGCUUCAUACUGUAUAUCAUGAGCCAAAGGCAGAGAUUAUACCUUCAGUUGAGCAGCUCCUGACAGGCACAGAAAUACAGAAGCUGAUAUUCUUAGAUAGUGCUGAGGGAGUCGCAAAUACUCUCCGCCCAUACUGGACAGAAGCAAUAGAUGACCGUGCAUCUGUUGUCCAAGCAGUACCAGAUAUGCUUGAAAUUGUUCCACCUGGCACCUCGAAAGGAAGUGGAGUAAAAAUACUUCUUGAUCAUCUAGGUGUUACUCCAGAUGAGAUCAUGGCCAUUGGAGACGGAGAAAAUGAUGUGGAGAUGCUCGAGUUGGCUUCUCUAGGUGUUGCUCUUAGUAAUGGAUCGGAGAAGGCUAAAGCUGUGGCAGAUGUAAUUGGUAUAAGCAACGAUGAAGACGGAGUUGCUGAUGCAAUAUAUAGGUAUGCAUUCUGAGGAUGUCUUUGAUCACAUUUACCGCAAAUAGAUAAAGAUGGAGUUUCGUAAGUCAUUUUUUCUCUCUAUUGAGAGUAUAGUUUUCAACGGUGCAGUAGAGAAAGAAAGGGUCUUUUUUUGCACCUUUUAGUCAAAUUCAUUGAAGAGUCUCGUAAUAUAAGACUUUUGGGCUGUGGUUUACAAUUCUUUUCUGAAUCGAAAAUUUCCAACUGUAACUUAACUUUUCAGUCAUGACAUUCCCUUGAAUGUCUUUUGAUCAGAAAAUUGAAUAAAGAAACUGAUUAUUUAGUUGUGAACUUUAUAUUA